Messenger RNA from Megalopta genalis, 810 nucleotides. RefSeq lists its product as uncharacterized. The record is from RefSeq and is a predicted model, not a curated record. NCBI's taxonomy places the organism in Eukaryota, Metazoa, Arthropoda, Insecta, Hymenoptera, Halictidae.
GAACUUAUGUAUCUACUUUGGGCGGCGGGAUCGGCCGAACAGACCAAAGAAACGAUCGCCAGGACCAAACGGCAAUUCGACGCCAAGUAUCUGGUCUUCCCUGAAGGAAGCAACGUUCAACUGGUAUACUGCCUGACAAUAAGCACAUACGCAAAACCCUCGGGAUUCUCCACCGUCGGGAUCACCGCAGGCCAGGCAUGGGAGCUGCCCAGCGAGAGUAUGCUAUCGCGAUAUCCUUCGGACGUGUAUCAUCGUCGAAGCAGAAGAGAACUUUAUCGCAAAAUGGAGCUGCUGCUGGGAACCCAAGGCAGAGAUGGAAAGGCUUGCGUUCUCAGGACAAUCUGCAGGAUCGCUAGGUGGAAUCGAACGAGAACGGACAAAGGGACCUUCUUGGAGGAGAUUAUGCGUGUCGUGUUCUCAUUGCCCGGCGAGCUGCGGGACGCAGACACCGUGACCGAGUACGAGCUGGCGUACUACCGGCAAGAGAAUUGCGACGUAAUGGAAGACAGGUGUCCGGGCGGCUUCUGAACCGACAGAAUCGUUCUUCUUAAUUCUAGGGAUGAACGGGAGGAGGCAUGCGAGAGGAUACCUCGAAAGUACUCCGGUUACGUUCGAUUAGGACGACCGCGUCGCGUCGUGUUGCUUCGACGAUGGUGCUCUAUCUACUUGUUGUUUGAUUAAAAUGCUGCUUCUGUUUGGAAAUGUAAAUAAUAGACGGGUCUAUCGUUUCUUUCGGUUUUCUCUUCGCGAAGUUAACGGGCAAGAAUUCACUACUGCAUGAGCAAUAGCUUCAACGUGAACGAAGUUGUC